Messenger RNA from Lolium perenne, 1205 nucleotides. RefSeq names its product 2-alkenal reductase (NADP(+)-dependent). Gene Ontology annotation, molecular function: 2-alkenal reductase [NAD(P)H] activity. The record is from RefSeq and is a predicted model, not a curated record. Lineage: Eukaryota; Viridiplantae; Streptophyta; Magnoliopsida; Poales; Poaceae.
GGACAUAUAUAGCACAUUAAUUAGCACCUUGCCAAACCUCAAAGAGAGCUUUGAAGCGCCAUAGCUAGACUGUUCAAGAUCGAAAUGGCGGCCAGUGGCGAGGUGACGACGACGAACAAGAAGGUGGUGCUGAGGAGGUACGUGACGGGCUACCCGACAGCGGAGAACAUGGAGGUCGUCGCCACCCCCGGCAUCCCGCUGCGGGCGCCGAGGGGGUUGACGGCCGCCGUGGUGGUCAAGAACAUCUACCUGUCCUGCGAUCCGUGGAUGCGCGGCCGCAUGACCAGGCACGACGACGGCGACGCCGUGCCGGCCGACGACUUCGUGCUCGGAGAGGCCUUGGUGAACUACACGGUGGGCGAGGUGGUCGAUUCGACGCAUCCGGAGUUCAGCGCCGGCGAUCUCGUCUGGGGGAUGAGCGCGUGGGAGGAGUACACUCUCGUCACCAAAACGGAGGGCCCGUUCAAGAUCAACCACCCCGAGCUGCCACUCUCCUACUACACAGGUGUUCUUGGCAUGACAGGGCUCACUGCCUAUGCUGGACUUUUCGAGGUUGGUAAGCCGAAGGGAGGCGAAUCUGUCUUUGUGUCGGCAGCAGCAGGCGCCGUCGGCCAGGUCGUCGGACAGCUCGCGAAGAUCGCAGGAUGCUAUGUGGUGGGAAGUGCCGGCUCCGACGAGAAGGUCAAUCUCUUGAAGAACGAGAUGGGUUUUGACGAUGCAUUCAACUAUAAGGAGGAGAAAGACCUCGAUGCCGCGCUCAGACGGUGCCUCCCUGGUGGCAUCGACAUAUACUUCGACAAUGUCGGCGGUACGACAUUGGACGCGGCGCUACUACAUAUGAAGCUGGGUGGUAGGGUGGUCAUAUGCGGAAUGAUCUCUCAAUACAAUAUACCAGAGCAUGAAGGCGUGCAUAACUUGUUCUGCCUCAUCCCGAAGCGCAUCCGGAUGGAAGGGUUCACUGUCAUGGAUUACUUCCACUUGUAUGCGAGGUUUGAGAAAGAGAUGGCAGGCUUCAUAAAGGAAGGGAACAUGUCCGUCAUUGAGGAUGUCGCCCAAGGGAUUGAGAAGGCGCCGGAUGCUCUGAUAGGGUUGUUCUCUGGGAGAAAUGUUGGCAAACAGCUUGUUGCUAUUGCAUGAGUGCGAGUCAGAAUAAUUGUGACUUAAUUUUAUCUUGUUGAAUAAGAUCCAAUGUCCUUUGAGUGUAA